AUCUCACUUUCCCCUCAUCUCCGCUCCAUUCCCCCCUCCCGUGUCGCAGCGAGAAGCAUCCAUCGGAAUUCUCGUCGACCACCGCAACCGCCAUGGGCGGCGCCCACAGCCGCGAGGACCUCGACCUCACCUCCUCCGACGACGAGGACGACGACGAGGAGUACGACGCCCAGACCGCCACCUCCGCCGCCUCUCGAGAGGACAUCCUCCGGACCUCUACCCCCUCCUCCCUCGAGUUCCUCGACGCGAAGCUGAAAGCGCUCGAUCUCAAGUACCAGGCGCCGAACGCGGCGAAGCUGUACCUCCACGUCGGCGGCGCCUCCGCCUCCGCGCGCUGGGUGCCGGCCGAGCGGCGGGCGACCUACGCCUUCGUCGACAAGGCGACGGCGGCGGGCGACAGCGAUUGUGGCGGCCCGAGGUGGGUUCUGGAGGUUGGUCCGGGUCCCAGGGUCUCCGCCCCCGUCGGCCCGGCGCUACAGCUCAAGGCGCUCCCCGCGCAGCGCCGGGCCGAUUUCGCCGCGGGCGGCUCCGUCUGGGCGCUGCGGCUGCCGACCGACGCCGCCUUCCGCCGAUUCCGGCAGGAGUACGACCGGUGCCUGUUCGAGAACACGUAUGGCGUCGAGGCCACGGAUGAGGGCCGGAAGGAGGUGUUCGGCGCUGACUUCGCCGCGUGGGCGCGCCCCGGUGAGUCCGACGACGCCGUCUGGGCCGACGCAGAGGACUCCUUCACCCCUCCCGUUGCGACCCCGGCGAGAGACCUGCUCGAGGAGUUCGAGGAGGAGGCCGGGGACGGCAGCAUCCAGAGCCUCGCGCUGGGCGCGCUUGACAACAGCUUCUUGGUUGGAGGGUCAGGGAUACAGGUGGUCAAGAAUUUCCGGCAUGGCGUGCACGGCAAGGGCGUCUCUGUGAGGAUAUCUGAUGGCCGUGGUGGUGGGAACGCGUACAUGACACCGCAGAAGGCUCUGCUUAUGCGUGGCGAGACGAAUAUGCUUCUGAUGAGCCCUGGAGAGACUGGCACUCGCCAUUCCAAUGGCGUCCAUCAUGUUGAUAUAGAGACUGGCAAGGUUGUGGCUCAGUGGAGGUUUGAGAAGGAUGGAACUGACAUCACAAUGCGAGACAUCGCCAACGACAGUAAGGGCGCGCAGCUGGAACCCUCUGGAUCAACCUUCUUAGGAUUGGAUGACAACCGGCUAUGCCGGUGGGAUAUGAGGGAUUCCAGGGGCAGGGUGCAAACAAUUGGGAGCUCAUCUGAGUCACCGGUGCUGCAAUGGUCGCAGGGCCAUCAGUUCUCAAGGGGCACCAAUUUCCAAUGCUUUGCAAGUACAGGGGAUGGUUCGAUUGUGGUUGGUUCUGUGGAUGGCAAGAUUAGGCUCUAUUCCAAGAGUUCGAUGCGGAUGGCGAAGACAGCAUUCCCAGGGCUUGGAUCACCAAUCACACAUGUUGAUGUUACUUAUGAUGGGAAGUGGAUUCUGGGCACUACUGAUACAUAUUUGAUCUUGAUCUGUACCAUCUUUAAGGACAAGGAUGGUAAAGAGAAGACAGGAUUCAGUGGGCGUAUGGGAAAUAGGAUUGCAGCACCAAGAUUGCUGAAGCUCUCCCCAUUGGAUUCAAUUUUGGCAGGGUCCGAGAACAAAUUCCAUGGCGGGCAGUUCUCUUGGGUAACAGAGAAUGGGAAGCAAGAAAAGCAUCUUGUUGCGACAGUUGGCAAAUUUAGUGUCAUUUGGAACUUUCAGCAGGUGAAGGACAGCAACCAUGAGUGCUACCGCGAUCAGGAAGGGCUCAAGAGCUGCUAUUGUUACAAAGUUGUCCUGAAAGACGAAUCCAUUGUUGACAGCCGUUUCAUGCACGAGAAAUUUGCAACAACCGACUCCCCUGAGGCUCCUCUGGUGGUGGCAACACCCAUGAAAGUCAGCUCCUUCAGUUUAGCCAAUAGACGAUUACACUGACAGUCUUAUUUUGCUUUGCGUAUCAUGGUGGGAGAAUCUACUGGUUUUUGUGUAGCUCACUGCUGUUCCUUUCGUGGUGCGAGAAUCUACAGGUUCACUGCUGUUCCUAUUGGUUCAUUUGUUACUUGAUUUUGGUGUAGCAGGCAUGUUGAUAAUACUAGUACUCUUUGUGAAGAUUGCUGGAGUUGUAAUACUUGUUAGUUGUAACUAGGUUUCGGUGUACUCUUUGUAAAUGUUGACGAUAGCGUUCUGGGUGAAGACCUAAUCUCUUCUGGGACUGGAGUUGUAACUAAUCUGCGUUUUUAUGGGGCUGUUUGGUUCCCAGCCACACUUUACCAUUACUUGCCAACAAAAGUUGCCACACCUUGCCUAAGGUGAGGUGAUCAAAUUGUUAG
Messenger RNA from Oryza sativa Japonica Group (Japanese rice), 2341 nucleotides. The record is from RefSeq and is a predicted model, not a curated record. Lineage: Eukaryota; Viridiplantae; Streptophyta; Magnoliopsida; Poales; Poaceae.